AUGCUGCUUGCCUUGUUUUGGCUGGUCUGCAACGCUGCAAGGCAUGUGACGGCACCGGAUGUUAGCUAUGGUAGGAUCUCUGUCCUCUUGGAAAGAAGAUGCUCGACUAAGGACCACUACUUUUGGUUUCACCACCGCUCCUUCACGAUAACACAUUGCACCAGUAUAAUUUCUUAGUGCAGCGGGAAGAGAUAGAGAUUUCGGAAAAGCAACUGUGGUAUUUGUUUCAUGGUGCGAGGAGAGCCAGAACAACGAGGAGCACGACCAAGGCACUAUCAGUGUCGCAGCUGUACUUUGACGACUUAAUAAAGUUGCAACUCCAAGAGCGACUACCUAGCUUUUCUUUGUCAAAAAUGAGAAGAUUGCGUUGCACUUCUAGUAGUAGCCGAGGCUCGUGCACCAGUUAGUUUGGAGAAAAAUACGCAACAGGCGGAGACGAUGGGAAAUACGAUUCGGAGGCUUCUGGUGUAUGCCAAAACUCCCUAGAGGUCUUGUUUGCUACCCUCCCAGGUGGUCUCAGAUAGAGAAAUGAUCAUCAUCCAUUGUGCUCAUAAAUGAUUUUUUUGUUCUCCGACGAUCAUAUCGUUCCUGCACUCGCUGACCAAGC
Molecule: messenger RNA, 607 nt
Organism: Amoebophrya sp. A120
Lineage: Eukaryota; Dinophyceae; Syndiniales; Amoebophryaceae
Source: the annotation of a GenBank genome assembly